Diaporthe amygdali is the source of this 1299-nucleotide messenger RNA. RefSeq lists its product as uncharacterized. The record is from RefSeq and is a predicted model, not a curated record. Gene Ontology annotation, cellular component: extracellular region. The transcript is spliced from 2 exons. NCBI's taxonomy places the organism in Eukaryota, Fungi, Ascomycota, Sordariomycetes, Diaporthales, Diaporthaceae. Gene Ontology annotation, biological process: pectin catabolic process. Gene Ontology annotation, molecular function: polygalacturonase activity. The coding region runs from base 1 to 1299 and encodes 432 amino acids.
AUGCAUUCAUUCAUUCCUGUGGCUGUCGCCACUAUUCUUCCUUUCACUCUGGCCUAUCCACGAGACUUCUAUGGAGGGUUCCAAGGCGUGCCGAAGGCCCAUGCCCAUCAGUCCGGCUCACUUGCAGCGACUGCGACAGCUACCGCAACAGCUACCGCCAAAACCACCGGCUCAGGCUCUGUAGAAGGCGGGUCUUCUGGCGGAUCUGGCGGAUCCGCUUUAUCCUCGCUCCCAGGUGGCUCUGGAGUUGGCGGUACGACGUGCACGGUGACCGAGCUUUCCCAAGUGACAGCCUCGGCAGCGGCCUGCUCCAAUGUCCUUCUGAGCGGCGUGACGAUCCCUGCAUCAUCAACUCUGUCCGUCACUGUCCCUACCAGUGGUGCCCUCCUCUUUGCUGGCACCAUGACCGUCGAGUACACUCCGGACUCCGAGUAUACUCCCAUUGUCCUCAAGGGCUCUAACGCCAAGGUUGCUGGUCUCGCUGGUGCCGUCAUCGACGGUCUAGGCGCGAAGUACUGGGAUGGCGAGGGCUCAAACGGGGGCACAGAUAAGCCAGACCACUUCUUCAAGCUGUCAGACAUGGAGAGCUCCACCAUCGAGCAGCUCACAAUCCAAAACUGGCCGACACAUCUGUUUUCCAUCGACGGGUGCUCAGACAUCACCAUCAGCAAUGUUAUACUAGACAAUUCCGCCGGUGACGAAACGAAUUCUGACGGCGAUGCAUUGGGCCACAACACGGAUGCUUUUGACGUGUCAUCCACAGAUGGCCUCCACGUCACUGGUGCGACAGUAUAUAACCAAGAUGACUGUGUGGCUGUCAACUCGGGGUCCAACAUGGUAUUUGAGAACAUGUACUGCUCCGGAGGCCACGGGCUAUCGAUUGGGUCCAUUGACAGCGGUGUUACGGUCAAGAAUGUCACUUUCCAGGAUUCGUCGGUCGUUAACUCGGACAAUGGAUGUCGCAUCAAGACCGAUGCUGACGGCUCUGACUCAACUGUGUCAGGCAUCACAUACUCCAACAUAGUUCUCAGCGGCAUCACUGAUUAUGCCAUUGAUGUCCAGCAAGAUUACGAAAACGGUUCUCCCACCGGUGACCCUACAACCGGCAUCACCAUCUCCGAUGUUACCUUCUCCUCUAUCACUGGCUCAACGUCUGGUGACGACGCUUACAGCUAUUACAUUCUUUGCGGGUCAGACUCCAGCUGCACAGGCUUCACGUUCACCGAUAUUGAUAUCACUGGUGGCAAGACCGAGUGUAAGCCUGAUUCCUCGGUGUGUCCUUCUUCAGUCUCCGGGUAA